GUCUAUGUUUUCUAAUGUUUCAUCAUUCUUCUACAAUUUUGUACAGAAGUAAUUAUAAAAGUGAAAUUUAAUUUCUGUGAAAAACCUUUCAGUAAUUGAUGCUAUCAUAGUUCAGAAGGACUUGAUAUUUAGUUUUCUGUGUUGGUGUGAUGAUUUGUUAGAUCGUUCAGAGACAAAACACCCAAGUAAAGUCUCUGUCGUGUCGUCAUGCCUCGAAUAGUUUUCUUUGUUUUUUUACGAAUAGAUAUCUAAGAGGUAAGAAUUGAUACAAUGUAUAUUAGUGCCUAUCCAAGGAAUAUUGUAUAACAAUGUCAUACAAUAUUGAAGACCGCAGUGCUUUUUCCCUCAACGCCUUGUGAAUUGUGUGAACAUGAUCACUAAGAUGGAACCUUUAAGUGAAGAAAACGACACUCUUCUACGUAGAAACAACAAAGCAACAGCGAAGUUUUCAUGUGACUAUUGUAUGAAACUUUUUGGAUGUCGUAAAAGCUUGUCUAAGCAUAAAAGAACUCAUACCCCUCGUAAUAGAGAAAAGAUUUUUCCGUGCCCACAUUGUGGCAAAACAUUUGUUAAUGAAUCGUAUAUCAGCACUCAUGUAAAACUGCAUGAAAACGAAAAACCUCAUUGUUGCGAUAUUUGUUCAAAACGCUUCAUCAGCAAGCAUACGCUUUACUAUCACAUGAAGACUGUUCACAAUGAAGAGAAGCGGUACGCUUGUGACGAAUGUGGUAAGAGUUAUUCUGAAAAGGGGACUUUAGUUCGUCACAAAAAAAUUCAUACCGGUGCAACGCCUUUUACUUGCAAGUUCUGUUGCAUUAACUUUACUGAGAAAGGGAGCUUGCGAAGGCAUCUGAGACGUAAGCAUGGUCGAGAACUAGAUGCUUCCAAUCUCAAUGCUAUUGAUGCUGAUGAUGAUAUGACAGAGAAAUCUGGAAAUUUACACUCGAAUCUGAACAGCUCAAAUGAGAGCUCAGAACAGCAACUUUUCAAAUGUAAUAUUUGCGUUAAAUAUUUAUCUAGGAAAACGCAUUUUGCUAAUCACAUGAGAAUACACACUGGUGAAAAACCAUUUUCUUGCGACUAUUGUAGCAAAGCAUUUGCGGAAGCUGGGAGCCUGAAACGUCACUUGAGAGUUCAUACAGGUGAAAAACCAUUUUCGUGCGAUUUCUGCCAGAAAACGUUCCGUGACCGUGGCAAUUUAACGAGGCAUGUCAAAUCUCAUACGCAGCCAGAUUAGCAUUACUUGGUGAUGCAAACAGAAAUGGUGAUAUUUUGAGUAGAUUUUUCUAGGAAAACGCAUUCUCUUAAUCACAUGAGAAUACACGCAGGUGAAAAGCUGUUUUCUUGCGAUUAUUGCAGCAAAGCAUUUGAGGAAGCUGGGAGCCUGAAACGUCACUUGAGAGUUCAUACAGUUUAAGGCCCCUAUAUAUACGAGCCGGCGCAUCAGUUUAAAAUCAGCCAUUUUUGAUCGGAGCGCCUGUUUGCGUGGUUGUCUUUUCUGACGAGUUAUGGCGUUUGGUGAUUGCUCAUUGAGAGCGAUUAUUAGCUGCACGUGAAUUGUUUAUUAAAAAAAAAUAUUAUUUACGGAAAAUUUGGCCAAACACGAAACUUUGCUGUGGUAACCCUAGCUCCGCAACAAUGAAAAAUUCGAUCCAAACUGGCUAAACUUAAGCUGAUGCGUCGACCUACCUAUAUAGCAGCUCUAAUAUAGGUGAAAGACCAUUUCCUUGUGAUUUCUGCCAGAAAACGUUUCGUGACCGUGGCAAUUUAACUAGGCAUGUAACAUCUCAUACGCAACCAGAUUGACAUUGCCUUGUGAUAUUAACAAAAAUAUAUUUUGAGUGGAUUUUUCUAGAAAAACUAAUUUUGCUAAUCACAUGAGAAUACACACUGUUGAAAAGCCGUUUUCUUGAGACUUUUGUGGCAAGUCGUUUGCUGUAUCUGGGAGCCUGAAACGUCAUCUAAGAGUUCAUACACGUGAAAGACCAUUUUCUUGCGAUUUCUACCCGAAAACGUUCGGUGACCGUGGCAAUUUAACUAGGCAUGCUUAAUCUCAUACCCAACCAGAUUAAUAUUGUCUAGUCAUAUGUUCAAAGAAACGGUGAUUUUUUUGACUGAUGUAAACUAAAAUAAUAGAAUAUUUUUAUAAUA
Messenger RNA from Uloborus diversus, 2151 nucleotides. Its product is annotated as gastrula zinc finger protein XlCGF8.2DB-like. Bases 371 to 1237 code for a protein of 288 amino acids. The transcript is spliced from 2 exons. Gene Ontology annotation, molecular function: DNA-binding transcription activator activity, RNA polymerase II-specific; RNA polymerase II cis-regulatory region sequence-specific DNA binding. Gene Ontology annotation, cellular component: nucleus. Gene Ontology annotation, biological process: regulation of transcription by RNA polymerase II. Lineage: Eukaryota; Metazoa; Arthropoda; Arachnida; Araneae; Uloboridae. The record is from RefSeq and is a predicted model, not a curated record.